Molecule: messenger RNA, 1949 nt
Organism: Castor canadensis (American beaver)
Lineage: Eukaryota; Metazoa; Chordata; Mammalia; Rodentia; Castoridae
Gene: Ccdc112
Product: coiled-coil domain containing 112
Source: RefSeq, a predicted model, not a curated record
CCCCACCACACCUUCAAGGUCACGCCCAACGUGCUGGCCACGCCCCCGCGUCUCCGCUCCGCCCCCUCGUCGGCCACGCUCUGCAUCCCAACCCCUUGGCUCUGGGAGCGUCUGCAGCAACCGAGGGGGAGUUCGCGGGGUGCGAAGCCCCAGGCCCGGCGGCUCGGCGACAAAACAUGGCCGCUCUGACGACGGUCGUGGUGGCGGCGGCGGCCACUGCGGUAGCCGGGGCUGUGGCGGGGGCGGGCGCGGCCACCGGGAGCAGCGUGGGAGCACCGCCCGCGCCGCAACAGAGCGAUGGCUGUCUUAUCUCAGGUGGAAUUCGUCCUCAGCUUCAGAACUGGAGGCAGAAAGCUAGUCGGAUAAAGAAAGCAGAAUUCAUACGCACGGCAGAAAAAUUUAAAAAUCAAGUUAUUACCAUAGAAAAGGAUAAACACAGUCAUUUCUACAACCAAAAAAGUGACUUCAGAACUGAGCAUAGUAUGCUGGAAGAAUUGGAAAAUAAACUGAUUAACAGCAGGAAAACAGAAAGAGCAAAAAUCCAGCAACAAUUGGCCAAAAUACAUAACAAUGUAAAGAAACUUCAGCAUCAGUUAAAAGAUGUGAAGCCUACACCUGGUUUUGUUGAAAAGCUCAGAGAAACGAUGGAAGAAAUUGAAAAUGCAAUCAAUACUUUUAAAGAAGAGCAGAGACUGAUAUAUGAAGAGCUUAUUAAAGAAGAGAAAACAACUAAUAAUGAGUUGAAUGCCAUCUCAAGAAAAAUCGACACUUGGGCUUUGGGUAACUCAGAAACAGAGAAAGCUUUCAGAGCAGUCUCAAGCAAAGUUCUUGUAGGCACAGUCACCCCGAGUUCUCUUCCUGAGGAAGUGGUAGAAUUUGAAAAAUUCCUUCAGCAAACAGGAGGGCGGCAAGGGGGCUGGGAUGAUUACGAUCACCAGAACUUCGUAAAAGUGCGAAACAAACACAAAGGGAAGCCAGCAUUUGUUGGAGAACUUCUAGAACACCUUCCAGGAAGGACACAGGAUGAAGUUCAACAACAUGAGAAAUGGUAUCAGAAAUUUCUGGCUCUAGAAGAAAGAAAAAAAGAGUCUAUCCAGAAUUGGAAAACAAAGAAACUCCAAAAAAAAGAGGAAAUUUUCAAGUCAAAAGAAAAGGCAGACAGUAUACCUACCAUUUCUCAUAAUAAGCCAGAAGAUAAGCAGAAGCAAAAAGAGGAACAAAGAAGAAAGCAGAAAUUGGCAGUUGAAGCUUGGAAAAAACAGAAAAGUAUAGAAAUAUCAAUGAAAUAUGCUUCCCAGUUAAAAGACGACGAAGAAAAAGAGAAAAAGCAGCAAAAGGAACGCCAGCGCCAGUUUAAACUAAAAUUACUACUAGAAAGUUACACCCAGCAGAAGAAAGAACAGGAAGAAUAUUUGAGGCUUGAAAAGGAGAUGAGAGAAAAAGCAGAAAAGGCAGAAAAAAGGAAAACUGCUGCUGACGAAAUUUCCAGGUUUCAAGAAAGAGAUUUGCAUAAACUUGAAUUGAAAAUACUAGAUAGACAGGCAAAGGAAGAUGAAAAGGCAGAAAAACAAAGAAAACUUGUAAAAUUAAAAGAAAAGGUUGAAAAUAAUGUUAGUCGAGAUCCCUCUAGGCUUUACAAGCCUACAAAAGGUUGGGAAGAACGAACCAAAAAGAUAGGACCAACAGGCUCUGGGCCACUUCUACAUAUCCCACAUCGGGCUAUUCCAACCUGGAGACAAGGAAUAUAAGGAACAAUAUGAGAUAAUGGAAUUGUUACUCAGUUGAUGAGAAUGCUAGCAUGUUUGUUAAAGAAGGAAAGAGUGUUAACUUUGUUCUUUAAAUAUCACUAGCCUAGUCAGAUUGGUUAUUGUGUUAUAGGUGAAUUAAGAGGUAUUAAGUUUUGUGUACCAUUGUCAAUAUUUGUUUCUACUAAGUAUUUAAGGUGUACA